Messenger RNA from Filobasidium floriforme, 3326 nucleotides. RefSeq lists its product as uncharacterized. The coding region runs from base 50 to 3196 and encodes 1048 amino acids. Gene Ontology annotation, molecular function: microtubule binding. The record is from RefSeq and is a predicted model, not a curated record. The transcript is spliced from 7 exons. NCBI's taxonomy places the organism in Eukaryota, Fungi, Basidiomycota, Tremellomycetes, Filobasidiales, Filobasidiaceae.
UCAUACACUCAUCCUCCUUCUCACUUCUCAUACGAUACCUUCACAUCUCAUGCCCUCGAUGAAGGACCUCAUUCAACUCUCGAGACACGACGACCACGACAAUCCAUUCUUGCAAAAACAAGCGACACCGGGACCUUCGAGACAACGACCACAACAACAAACACAUCAACAACGACAAUACACGCAACAAACUUUCGGACACGACACGUCCCACGGCAACGACCGAAACAGGAUGAACAUGAUGAACAACAAUAACGAGGCGGACAUAUCUUUCCCCAUGCCUUCGCCCAUCCCCGCUUCGAAAUACGCUGAACAACGACGUCAGGUCGAAUCUGAUCUCGACCGGGACCUCGGUCUGGGCGGGUUGACGGACGACGACGAAUUCGACAGCAAUCACACUUUCAGCCGACUGGGAGGGUUCGGAAAGGAUACGGUCGCCAACACUCGGUCGUUGAUCCAGUCCAGGUCGAUGUUGGAUAGGCAGAUGGGGUUCGAUACGGAUAGCGAGGGAGACGACGGGAUGAACAUUUCGAGAGGGACGGAGCAGUCUAGCUUUGAUGCGCAUGCGAGACGGUCCGGCCUGAAACUUCAACAGCCUCACCAUAAUCUCGACCUCGAGAGGAGAGACCAACUUCCGACCAGUGCAACCGAAUCCUCCUCUUCCCUCUCGACCGCUUCCAUCGAAUUCGCACGUACCGCACCCGCUCAACAACAUCAGAACCACGGGUUUUCCCACAACAUGGACCUGAAUGAUUUCGAAAAGAGUCUCUUCGUCGGGGGUUCGCCCGUCUCUACCCUCGGACAUCACGCUUCUGCGGUGACUUUCGGCGCUGGGAUCUUUGCGAAUAACAACAACAAGGGUGGGUAUGCUGGAUACGAUGAUGCGGAGGGAGAAGGGGCUGGAGAGUAUGACCCGGAGAGGGGGAUCGAGGGCUUGAUUGCCGCUGCCAAGAUUGUCCCGCCAUCAGAUAAGGGGGAGAAGAACGUGUUCCAGCACGACAGCUACCAAAACCCACCUACGCAAAGGUCCAUCUUUGGUCCGACCAUCCCGAACCCUUCUCAGCGACAUCUCCACCGACCAGUUCAACCUUCUCCGUUGAGGGUACAAGCCAACUCUCCCUUGAACACCUUGUCGACUACUACGUUUGGAUCUCGGUCGGGUUCGGGUUCCCAAAAACAACAGGAUGUGAGGAGGGCUUCUAGCGGAGGUGCUCUCCCCGAACAGGCCGAGGCGAAAAAGAACAACAAUCAGAGCCAGGGUGGCCGGAGGAUCUCGGAGGGAAGGAAGGUAAUGAGCCCCAUUGACGGGUUCGACAACGCCCGUCCCGCAUCUAGCCAACGUCGGGUGUCAGACAAAAAGGGCGAGAGUAACACUCCCACUGCUAGCGCUACCACAUCGCGAAAGACCCAUCACCUGGAUCUUAUGGAAGGGGCCAACCCGAAAGUCCGGAUCGUAUCUGCCUCGAGCACUCAGCUGGACCAUCGCCAGAGGCCCGAGAGGAGCUUGUCGGCUUCCAAUAGCAGGUCAUUCGUCGGCAAUGGAACGGGAAUGGGGGAUCUGACGGGGUUGACGGGGAUGUUGGCUACACCUGCCAAGGGUCUCUUGCAUCGACGGGUGGGCGAUGAUGGGGAACGUCGGCAGUCUGGAGCCAAUAUCGACGGAGCGCUGCGCAAGAUGGAGUCCGAUAUGCAGGUCAUGAGGAAGGAGACCGAACAGUCACGAUUGAGAAUCAGGGAUCUGGAGCUCGAGCUGGAGCAAGCUAGAAUCGCGGCGUCAAGGGCUGAACGAGAGGCGGAAAGGUAUAAGGGUGAAAAGGUGGAAUUGCAAGAUGCCGUGGACAGGUUGAAGGAUGAAAAGACGGCCCUCGAGUCUCUGGUAGAAGCGCUGAAGGACGACGUCUUCCGUCUCGAAGCCAACUUGGACAAGGAGAUGGGCCGAGUCCACAUGAUCCAGCAAGAAGUACAAAAACGUACUCCCGCUCGACCAUUGCGAAACAAGGCCAACGAGGUGCCAUCGCAAGCGAUCGAAUUGGGCGAUCUCUUGCCACUGGUCAACCAUCUGACGCGUAAAGUUGACGGGCUCGAGACAGAGGUGGCUAGGCUCAAGGACGUUGUCGAAGGUGCUUAUGAGAGGACUGUGGGUGAGAUCAACUUGCCCUUGAAGACCAAGCAGUCGAUUGGCCAGGAAGAUCAGCGUCCGCCUAGCCGAGCUCAUACCGACCCCGGUCGCAAGUCGCAAUACGCUGAAGGCGUACAGACUGCCGCCUAUUAUGACAUCCGCUCGGACAUUUCGGACGCUCCUCAGACUGCGCCGAUCAGAUCCAAGGACGAAGCCAAGUCUCGCAAGACGAUGAUGAUGACUGAAGCCGCUCAGGACGACGGUGACUCAUCGCCCACCCCUCGAUCUCGCGUUUAUAGCGAUUCUCGUUCGUUGUCUGCGCAGCGCAACCGAGACGGCGAGGAUGAGGAUGCAGAGGGACAUCGACCGGGUCGAAAGAGCGUGCACGACUCCAGGUCAGACGAGCCACAGGAAGACCCGGCGUCCUCACCCUUCCCGGCCAUUCGGGGCAACAAGCUCGAACGAGAGUUCUUUUCUCCCGCACCAAAAGCAGCGAGAGAUCAGACCAAGCCCAGGCAGACAAAGGACUUGGCCGCCCGAGUUGAGGACGCAGAGGACGUCGAUGAAGGAUACGGUGGCGAGGAAAUCAUUCAUACGGCUGUUAUAAGCAAAACCGCUGUUCGGCCUAACAAGGACUCGGCCAAACGAGUCGCUCAGGAGAUUGAGCACGAGCUUGACGGCGGCAAGGUCCCACCGCAGACCAAUGUAAUGAAAGUCUUGCGCGAGUUGGAAGACGAUUACAAGCACUAUCUGAGCAUCUAUACCGAUCUUGCCGAGCAGUACCGUCGGAUGAGUCCCUUGUCCACCAAGCGCAACGUCUUGGCUGAACACCUCAAAGAGGUCAUCGAUACUAUGGAGCAGAAGGCCAACCAAGUCGCUUGCUUGACCGAAGUCUUGGAAGUCCGCGACAAGCCGUACAUGGCUCCGGUCAUCAAGGCCGCUCGAGCUUCCAAGGCAAGGAUGAGCGUCCCCGAGACUGUCCGAGCGAUUCGCAAGGACCUCGGACCGGGUGCCAUCGCCACUCCUCAGCUCAAAAUUACGCCCAGACGUCGAUCGGGCCGCCACGUUGCCAUGUAGAUUUUAACGACGUCUUGUCUCUCCGUGUUCUCUUACCCAUUAUAAUGCCGUCCGAGUUCUCUCUUGUAAAUAUACCUGUUUGCUCUUGACGAUGAACUGAACCAAUCCCGAUCCCGAUUUCGACAUGAAC